CUCUGUCAGCAUCCUCCUCCCGCGUUGUGGACGCGCACGCUUAACAGCUCAAUAUUCGAGAAUUACAGCCAGCCUGGCUUUGCAUCAUCCAACUGAUACCACAUCAGCUUCGCGCGACACGAACAUUCCACGCUUGUAUUUCUCAUCGGGACAUUGAUGCAUUUUCCUACACGGUCACCGUAGCGGUCCAGCCGUUGGUUUUUGCUCCUAUUUCUCACCCGUGCGCGUCCCCAGGCUGAUCCAGGCUAUAAGAUGGCUGAGCUAAAUUUGGGGAAGGGUUUGACUGCGGGGAAAGUGGCCAGCAACGUCCAGAAGAAGCUAACCAGAGCCCAAGAGAAGGUUCUACAGAAGCUUGGAAAAGCGGAUGAGACCAAAGAUGUUGCUUUCGAGGAGGGAGUCAUCAACUUCAACAAGCAAUAUGCUGAAGGGAGCAAAUUGCGAAUGUGCUCCAUGGUGUGUAUGUGUGUCUUCACAGCCAUGCACGAGUCCUCGAAGAACGUGCAGGCGUGCCUGGCUGACAUGUAUGAGCCCGACUGGUAUGGCAAGAAUGAAGUGGAUUCCAUUGUGGAGGAUUGCGAUGUGCUGUGGACUGACUACCAUCAAAAGUUGGUUGAUCAUGCGCUCAUAUCCAUGGAUACCUAUUUGGGACAGUUUCCUGAUAUUAAGGCUCGUAUUGCCAAGCGGGACAGAAAGUUGGUGGAUUACGACAGCGCCAGACACAACUAUGCCACCACGCAUAAGACCAAGAAAAAGGAUGGCGGUAUUAAAAUCACAAAGCCAUCCUCUUUGUUGGAGAGGGCAACGCCCGGCUGGGCUCAAGGGAUUCUGUCCGCACACAAUGUUGCCCAGAGUAGCUUGUCCAGAAGCCAGGCAGAGGAGGAGUUGGAGAGAGCCCAGAAGGUGUUUGAGGAGAUCAAUAUUGACUUACAGGAGGAAUUACCUUCACUCUGGAACAGUCGUGUUGGUUUCUAUGUCAGCACCUUCCAGAGUUUGGCUGGUUUUGAGGAAAAGUUUCACAAAGAAAUUAGCCGGCUGGAUCAGGAUUUAUAUGAUGUGCUGGAAAAACUCGAAAAGACAGACACAAGCAGAAAGACAGGUAACCGCAGCGCCUUAUCGUCAGGAGCAAAUAGGAGUGGCAUCGAUGAGUCCAACCAUACUCUCAAGCCAGGAGGACCCCCGCCGAUUCCAAAAUCCCCAUCCAAGCUCAGACCAGCAGUGCCUCCUCCACCCAAGGUGACUCCAUCCAAAGAGAUGAAAACGGAAAAUAUCAUCAACCUGUUUGAUUCUGCAGCAACUCCUGACAUUAGUGUCACCUCCCCUACAGAGCCAGCAAACUGGGACUCCUGGCCAGAGGAUGACGGUGCCCAAGAGGAGCCCGCCAAGAAGCACUAUGACCCUGUGGCGGCUGCUGCAGAUGCCUGGGGGGAUGACGAUACGCCGCCCGCCCGCUAUGACCCGAUAGCCGCUGCCACGGAGGGCUGGGGGGGCGAUGGCACCCAAGCAGUUCGCUCUGACGCAAAGGAGGAUUGGGGGGACGAUGAAACCCGACAGGCUUAUGAUGAAUCCGUAGCUGAAGCCCCAGAGGGUCCAGUCGAGAACGACAACCAGCCGGACGCAGAGGACGCUGCAAGUCCUGCUGAGGAUUCAGUUGACACCUAUGAAGAAGCUCCUCCUAAUGCUGCAGAUGAAGAGGAUCAGGGUGAGUCUGAAACAACUCCUGAAGCUGUUCCUGAAGCAGAAGCAGUGGACACAGUAGAAGAAACUUCAACACAAGAUACACCUGCAGUAAAUGAAGAACCAGUAGAAGCAAAAGCAGACUCACCUGACAUGCCGCCUGGCUUCCUAUUUAAGGUCCAAGUUAUGCAUGAUUAUGCAGCAAAUGACACGGAUGAACUUGAAAUGAAGGCGGGAGACGUGGUGCUAGUCAUACCCUUUGACAAUCCAGAUGAACAGGAUGAUGGCUGGCUGAUGGGAAUAAAAGAGGAUGACUGGAAACAGAAAAAAGAAAAUGGAACCAAAGGAGUAUUCCCUGAAAACUUCACCCAGAGGCUGUAAAAGUUUCAUCGUCAGGCCAACUUUUUUCCUUCACUCCUUUUCCCCUAUCAUCCCCACUCCCUGUCCUAUUCUUGCCCUGUCUAAAUACUUGGACUUUGACCAUAGACGCGGAACUGAAGUUGCAGUUCCAUGACUGAGGAAUCAGAAUUCCUGCAGAAGAGAAAUGACAGCCAUUCAAGGGCGCCAAAUAUUAGACUAACAGUGCUAUCGUUAACUGGGCUGAUAAGGGGAUCUUAAUCUCAUGCAGGACUAAUGCAGAUGUGGCUGCCUCUGUAAUGGCUUACCAUAACAUACUCAUUAAAUUUCGAUAGAACUCAUCACGAAAUUCUUCAACACAUAAUUGCUUAACAGACAACACAUACUUAGUUUGUCUAUGACAUAAAAAUCUCUGGUUUGAUCUGUUUUGGUCACAUGUAGCAAGUGAUUUAGAAAUAUUCAGGUAGGGUGAGCUGUUAAGAUCAGGUGUCGCGGAUUCUAACAUUUGUUGUUUACCAAUCAGAAAUGAGUGCAAUUAGUCUUGGGCAGCUGUAACAA
Molecule: messenger RNA, 2589 nt
Organism: Hippocampus comes (tiger tail seahorse)
Lineage: Eukaryota; Metazoa; Chordata; Actinopteri; Syngnathiformes; Syngnathidae
Gene: bin1a
Product: bridging integrator 1a
Exons: 19
Coding region: 253-2055 (600 amino acids)
Cellular component (GO): cytoplasm; plasma membrane; synaptic vesicle
Molecular function (GO): tau protein binding; phospholipid binding
Source: RefSeq, a predicted model, not a curated record